Molecule: messenger RNA, 1032 nt
Organism: Enhydra lutris kenyoni (northern sea otter)
Lineage: Eukaryota; Metazoa; Chordata; Mammalia; Carnivora; Mustelidae
Product: S100 calcium binding protein A13
Exons: 2
Coding region: 232-717 (161 amino acids)
Biological process (GO): positive regulation of cell population proliferation; positive regulation of canonical NF-kappaB signal transduction
Cellular component (GO): perinuclear region of cytoplasm
Molecular function (GO): RAGE receptor binding
Source: RefSeq, a predicted model, not a curated record
GCCCCGGAGCGCGUGGGCCGCGCACAAAUAGGCGGUGGAGCCCGGCCGCCUCGUGACCCCGUGGGGGCCGGGUGAGCCCCCAGGAAAGGGCCCUGCGGACUGGAGGCCGCAGAGGGGCCGCUCCAAAGUGCCUCCUCUCAGAGAGGUCUCCGGCUCAUAGGACCGCCACCAUCAAGGGGUUCCUGAGACGCCGGCGCUUGGAGGGGACCACCAGGCUCUGACCUAGAGAGGAUGGGCUUUCUGGAAGCAGACACCCCUGCCCCCACCCACGCUGGCCCCCUGACUCAGGCUCCAUCCCUGUCCCCUGUCUCCUUCCCCACAAUGCUGCUUCCAGGCAGGGGCGGGAGGAGGCAAUGCCAAGGCAGGGGCGGUCCCGUCUGUUCUGACUCUCCCUUUCCUCCCCUGCCCUACAGAGUCCUGAUGGCGGCAGAGCCGCUGACGGAGCUGGAGGCGGCCAUUGAGACGGUGGUCACCACCUUCUUCACCUUCGCGGGGCAGGAGGGCCGGAAGGGCAGUCUCAGCAUCAAUGAGUUUAGGGAACUGGCCACUCAGCAGUUGCCUCACUUGCUCAAGGACGUGGGCUCCUUAGAUGAGAAGAUGAAGAGCUUGGAUGUGAAUCAGGACUCUGAGCUCAAGUUCCAUGAGUACUGGAGACUGAUAGGGGAGCUGGCCAGGGAGAUCCGGAGGGAGAGGGCCCUGGAGACGCACAAGAAGUGAAGCUCCUGAGCAGGAUAGUGCUUGGCAGGGCCGGCAGGGCAGAACCCCCUCACACCGAAAAGCCUCUUCCUUGAAACACCCUCUCCUCUUUCUGCUCUUGGAAGUAGACAGUGGGAAAGUUCUGCCUUGACCCAAGAGUGGGUCCAAAAGUUAUGACCUUUUGGGGCGCCUGGGUGGCUCAGUUGGUGAAGCAGCUGCCUUCGGCUCAGGUCAUGAUCUCAGGGUCCUGGGAUCGAGCCCCCCAUCGGGCUCCCUGCUCAGCAGGGAGUCUGCUUCUCUUUCCCUCCACUGCUCCCCCUGCUUGUGCUCUCUCUC